Molecule: messenger RNA, 951 nt
Organism: Aspergillus mulundensis
Lineage: Eukaryota; Fungi; Ascomycota; Eurotiomycetes; Eurotiales; Aspergillaceae
Exons: 1
Coding region: 1-951 (316 amino acids)
Source: RefSeq, a predicted model, not a curated record
AUGAGCAGUGACUAUAUCGUGGAGAACGACUGGGUCGGAGGACACCGGGGAGAAAAAAAGGAGUAUUGCAAAAUCGAGCAAGGCCUAACGCUCAAGUCCAUCAGGGUCUACUACGACGACAACAAGUACUACAUCCGCGGCAUCACGCUCACCUGGAGCGACAACACGACGGAUGAAAUUGGUAAAGCCAUUCGAGACGGGCUCUCGUUCUUCCCAGAGCCCGACGAAAGAUUCAACUAUUUUAUCCUCUACAACAACCACGAGUACGGCAGCGCCGAACGCUUGGGCAAGAUCGUUUCCACGACGACUCUGGGCCACACUUUCAAUCCGGGCCGGAAGCCGGACGGAAAUCUGGCGCACAACAUGGCGUUGGGAAGUGGGAUCCUCCUGGGUAUGGGAGUCGCAACGGAUGGCGACAGCAUUCUCGCGGCGAAGCCGCUAUUCUUAAAGCAAUACCAGUCGAUUUUGUCGGACGUUGAUCUCGACCUACCGACAAACGGCGAGGGCAUCUCGCCGCAAGACGUCAAGACAUGGCAUUUCAAGUCGAGCGACGCCGAGUGGUCUGUUGAGGGCGAGCACGAGGUCACUGAGACGAGCACCUGGACUCAGGAGACGGAGUCCACCUUCGGAGUUGAUUUCAAGGUAUUGGGUGAAAUCCCCGGGAUUGUAUCUGUGGAAGGCGGAUUCAAUUGGCAGCGAUCGUCGAAGCAGACGCAUGGCACUGAGCAUAGCGAGAAGACGACGUACAGGUGGUCGCUUGGGGGCACGCUGGCUAAGGGUCAGAACCUGCGUGUUACGGCGAAGACGGCUCAAGGGGUUCUGGAGAUACCCUACACGGCUGAGAUCACGAUCACGAUGAAGGAUGGGAAGGAACUGAAGUAUAAGGAAGGGGGCACUUAUAGCAAUGUUAAAUGGGCGGAUGUUGAUGUGGUGACUGAGGAUGAGGCUUGA